AUGUCGGACGAGGAGCAUCACUUCGAAUCCAAGGCGGACGCCGGCGCAUCCAAGACCUACCCUCAGCAAGCUGGCACCAUUCGCAAAAACGGCCACAUAGUCAUCAAGGGCAGGCCCUGCAAGGUUGUUGAAGUCUCUACUUCAAAAACCGGCAAGCAUGGACACGCCAAGUGUCACUUUGUGGCUAUUGACAUAUUCAAUGGCAAGAAGCUUGAAGAUAUUGUUCCAUCAUCCCACAACUGUGAUGUGCCUCAUGUGAACCGUACUGAUUAUCAGCUUAUAGACAUCUCCGAAGAUGGUUUUGUCUCUCUUCUGACUGAAAAUGGUAACACCAAAGAUGAUCUGAGGCUUCCUACCGAUGAGAAUCUGCUUUCUCAGAUUAAAAGUGGGUUCGAGGAAGGAAAGGAUCUUGUGGUGUCUGUUAUGUGUGCUAUGGGAGAAGAGCAGAUCUGUGCCCUCAAAGACAUUGGUCCCAAGAAUUAA
Striga hermonthica is the source of this 483-nucleotide messenger RNA. NCBI's taxonomy places the organism in Eukaryota, Viridiplantae, Streptophyta, Magnoliopsida, Lamiales, Orobanchaceae. The record is from the annotation of a GenBank genome assembly.